Zasmidium cellare ATCC 36951 is the source of this 1068-nucleotide messenger RNA. RefSeq lists its product as uncharacterized. Bases 1 to 1068 code for a protein of 355 amino acids. Lineage: Eukaryota; Fungi; Ascomycota; Dothideomycetes; Mycosphaerellales; Mycosphaerellaceae. The record is from RefSeq and is a predicted model, not a curated record. The transcript has 2 exons. Gene Ontology annotation, molecular function: dioxygenase activity.
AUGACUUCUGCGGAGACCACCAGCACAAUUCCGACGAUUGAUCUCUCUGCAAUCGUACAGAGUGAAGACCCAGCGGUUCGCAAGGCCAAAGCAAUUGAAUUCGUGGAAGCCGUGCAUGUCCAUGGCGCCUGUGGCAUCGUUGGCCAUGGCAUAUCCGUCGAGCGUCUGCGAGAGGCCUUCAAGUGGUCGGAGAAGUUCUUCAAUUUGCCCACCGACGUGAAGAACAAGGCGCCACAUCCAAAGGGUAUGGUGCCCCAUCGUGGAUACUCUGGCUUCAACACCGAGAAGUGUUUGAUCUACACGGAAGAGGAGCUUGCUUCCAUGAGCGGCGAGCUAAGCAAAGAUUCCGGCAAAGCCCUUGACUUCAAGGAGCACUACGACAUCGGCAGUGAGGAGGAGAAGGUCCAUUACAACCUCUGGAUCCCGGAUGAAGAUCUUCCAGGGUUUCGCAAUUUCAUGCUCGACUUCUUUUGGGAGUUCGAGUCACUGAGCAAGCUGGUCCUGGACGCCCUGCUCGAGGGUUUGGAAAUCGACAAGGCCGCGACAGACUACUACCGUAGCAUCCACACAGGGCAUCAGAACGGCAUUCGUCCAAUCCACUACCCUCCGAUCAACGAGUCGAUGAUUGACAGAGAGUCUCUGACUUGGUGCCCAACACAUACAGACUUCACGUCUUUCACGCUGCUUGCCCAGGAUCUGGCAAGUGGUCUGGAAAUCGAAGACCGGAAAAACCCAGGAACCUUCUUCAAAGCGACGACUGACAUCGAAGAUCGGUUGUACUUGACUAUUGGCGACCACAUGGACACUUGGACCAAUGGCUAUCUUCCAGGUUCAAAGCACCGAGUGGUCAUUCCUCCGCCAAAGGAUGGCUCCAAGGUGACACCGAAGAGAUUCUCCAUGCCGUACUUUGUGACGGCUCGGCAUGAUGGUGUUCUGGAGCCGCAGCAUACGGGCAAGGCUGCCGAGAUGCCGGAAGGGAAGUAUAAGAAGAUGACGGUUGCCGAGCAUAUCGAAUUUCGGAUGAAGUACCAGUACACUGAUAUUGGUGAUGAGGAAGCGUCGUCAUAG